AUGUACUUAAGGUUAGCAUCUUGUAACAUAUCAAAGUUCCCUAAUGUCUUGAGGCAUUUACAUUGGAUUGAGGGGCUUGACCUUUCACAUAACCAAAUUCAUGGGGCCAUACCUCAGUGGGCAUGGGAGCAAUGGACAGGUUUGGACCUUUUCUUUCUAAAUUUGUCACACAACAAAUUUAAUAAUGUUGGCUAUGAGACCUUUCUUCCUUUUCAUAUACAUGCCUUGGAUCUCAGCUUUAACAUGUUUGAGGGACAAAUACCUAUUCCCCAAAACUCUGGAGAUAUACUUGAUUACUCAAGCAACCAUUUCUCAUCCAUGCCAUCUAAUAUUUCUACUCAACUUGGACAAACUGUUGUAUUCAAGGCAUCGAGAAACCUCCUAUCAGGAAAGAUUACUCCAGCCUUUUGUGGUACAAACCUAGAAAUUCUUGAUCUAUCUUACAAUAACCUCAGUGGUCCAAUCCCCUCUUGCCUGCUGGAGGACACCUAUACAUUAAAAGUUUUAAAUCUAAAAGAAAAUCAGCUUCACGGAAAAUUGCCACGCAAAAUCAAUGAAAGUUGCGCAUUGGAGGCACUAGAUUUUAGUGGCAAUCGGAUUGAAGGAGAUUUUCCUAGAUCUCUAGCUUAUUGCAAAUACUUGGAGGUCCUUGAUGUGGGGAACAACCAGAUUAAUGAUUUGUUUCCAUGUUGGAUAGCUGUUGUUCCUAGACUUCAAGUCCUCGUGAUAAAACUCAACAAGUUUUUUGGUCCAGUGGCAUCUUCUGUACCUAAAGGUAACAACACUUGUGGAUUUCCAAGUAUACGAAUUUUGGAUUUGGCCUCCAACAACUUCUCUGGGAGAUUGACCAAUGAAUGGUUCGUGCAAUUGAAGUCAAUGGCAGUGGCAACCGCUAAUGAGACAUCAGUGAUGCAAUAUGAGUUUGGUGCACAACAAGUAUAUCAGUUUGCCACCGUUCUCACGUACAAAGGUUCAACUAUCAUGUUUACUAAAAUAUUCACAACCCUUGUAUUCAUUGAUGUCUCGGACAAUGCAUUCCAUGGUAGCAUUCCUAAAGAUAUUGGGGAACUUGUUUUGUUACAUGGGCUCAACCUAUCACACAACUUCCUUACUGGGACGAUUCCUGUUGGAAAUAUGCCCUAG
Triticum urartu is the source of this 1143-nucleotide messenger RNA. NCBI's taxonomy places the organism in Eukaryota, Viridiplantae, Streptophyta, Magnoliopsida, Poales, Poaceae. The record is from RefSeq and is a predicted model, not a curated record.